AUUAGAAACGUAACAUUUAAUCUUUAAUUAUUAAAGUAAAAAGGUAAUAAUUUCAUCAAUAGAUUAACUUUCCAAACAAUAUUUACUGGGGUUAUUUAUGUGCUUUUACAGUUGUAUAACUUGUGCAAGUUUAGUUAACAGUAAUAAACAACUUAACAACUUGAAUCAACCUGUUUGCUGUUAUCAUUAAUACCAUUGCGAUUCCUGUCGAUCAAUUUUAAUUUUACUCGUAAAUUAUUGACUUUAAAUUGUGAUUAAUUUGCCAACCCAUCGACUAUCCCAAUUUAUAGAUUUGGAAUCUAUGUAUACAAUUGAAUAAUAACUGAACAUGGAAAGACAACUGGAACAACAGUUUGUGAUCAUCGCUAUUAGACUUCAUUAUUGUCAUCAAGGUUGCAACUUCUAGUGACUUACCUGUUCUAGUCUAGGUAAAUCUGUUCUUCUCAUUUUGCUCAAAGCACCAAUUGAAGAUUUUUUCCCACCAUUAUCUUUGUAUCAUCAAAAACAACAGCCAGUAAAAAAUAUCUACGUGUUAAAGUCCGAGUUUCAGGACUAUUUAGUCACUCGCGCUUCACAACAUGUCAUCCAAUAAUGAAACCAGGAUGGAGUCUACCUUUUUAAAAGUUAACCGACGAGGAGGAUUAAUGAAUCGUCGUAUAAUCAUCGACGAACAAAAUAAAACAAUGGAAUAUCAUAGAUACCGGAAAAAGCUGACUUUUCAUAAAAAAUCAAUCUAUUCAAUUCAAGACAUAACAGACCUUCGACAAGGAUGGAUGACUACUAAAUUCAAAAAGAUAGAGGAAAAGAUGCGUCGUCUUUGGAUGAAAGGCAAACAAGACACGUCAAAUAACUGGGUUAGAGAGGAAUGUUCAUUUUCAAUUGUGUUUGGAACUGAUAAGACAUUUGAUUUAAUUGCUGCCGAUUCUAUUGAAAGAGAAUUUUGGUUAAAUAAAUUGCGAUAUAUCAUGUUUGAAGCGAAAACAGCCAAGAAAACUAAAGAUCGACGAGCUUUUGUUGAAAAAUGUUUUAAAGAAGCAGACAAAGAUGGUGAUCGUUUUAUAAAUUUCUUCGAAGCUAUGAGUAUCCUCAACCGACUAAACAUUGCCAUCAAUAAUGAGCUUGCUAAAGAGCUUUUCCAGAAAUCAGCGAAAAAACAUUCUACCAGGAAAAGUGACGAAGAAGUUUUAGAUUUGGACGAAUUUUUCAUCUUUUUUGAUAGUCUUGAGCACCGAUGGGAAGUGGACAAGCUAUUUCGCCAAUAUGCCAAGUCAGGAGGAACUACAAUGGGACCCGAAGAGUUACAACAAUUUUUUAAAGAAGAGCAAGGAAUUGAUCUCUCUCUGGAUACUUGUCAAAAAUAUAUUGAUAAAUUUCAAACUUCAUGGUAUGCUUCAUUGUCCACUAACCUCUUAGAAGCAUCUCAAAGGCAACCCGCUUCAUCUCAAAUCCUUGAAUUGUACAUGAAUUCGAAAGGAUUUGAAGCAAUGCUCACCUCAUCUGAAUUUGAUUUGUUCAACCAGGACCAUUACAAUACACACCAAGAUAUGAAUCGACCAUUAAAUCAUUACUACAUUCUGUCAUCACAUAAUACAUACCUGUUAGCUGGACAAUUAGUUGGAGACAGUAGCAUUGAAGGUUAUAUUGAUGCUAUGAGAAGAGGAUAUCGAUGCGUUGAAUUGGAUAUUUGGGAUGGUAAUGAUAAUGAAGGACCCAUCGUUUAUCAUGGAUACACUAUGGUUUCCAAACUAUUACUUAAAGAUGUAUUGGAAGCUAUUGGAGCGUAUGCUUUUGAUACUACACCUUAUCCAUUAAUACUGUCUCUGGAAAUUAAUUGUUCCCAGGAGCAGCAAAGUUCAGUCGCAGGACUUUUGGUUGCAAUCCUUGGAGAUAAGUUAUAUAGAAGGCCGAUCAUUCCGAACGAACGUGAAUUACCAAGCCCUGAAAUGUUAAAGAAUAAAAUAUUAGUCAAAUCUAAAGGACGCCCCUCUGGUAGUGAAGAUACCGAUUCUUCUUCUUCUGAAUCAUCAGAAAGUGAAGAAGAACUCAAUGAGACUCGCCGAUACAUUACGGACAGAAGGUAUUCAGUUUCUGCAGUUGCCAAAUCAUCUUCGGGUAAAUCAAAAAAACAUAAAAUAUCGAACAAUUUAGCGGAUCUAGCAGUCUAUUGUUCAGCAAAAAAGUUCCGUAGCCUUGAAGAUACAUUAUCAUGGAAAUUCAAUGAAAUGUUUUCUCUCAAGGAAACCGUCUCAGCGGAUUUGGCUAAUUUUUACACAAAAGAGUACAUUGCUUGUACUGCUAAACGUUUAGUCAGAAUUUAUCCCAAAGGUUCUAGAUUUAAUUCAUCAAAUUACGACCCUACAAUCCAUUGGAACGUUGGGUGUCAGAUGGUGGCUCUUAACGUCCAAACUCUUGGUAAACAUUUGUUAAUCAAUGAAGCUCGAUUUGCUACCAACGGACACUGUGGUUAUGCAUUGAAGCCAGAUUUUCUUAUGAAAACAAAAGAAGGACAAUCACCAAAACCUCUUCGCCUUGAAUUGACCGUCUUGAGCGGUCAACACUUGAGGAAUACAGAUGCAAGCCCAGAGGAUGAUAUAAUUGAUCCUUAUGUAAAAAUAUCUGUGAUUGGACACGGUGAAGAUAGACAAAAAAUGACGACUAAAGCUAUUUCCAAUAAUGGUUUUAAUCCGAUUUGGCUAGAAACUUUCGUAUUGACCAUAAAUUUUCCAGAAUUAGCAUUCCUCUAUUUUAAAGUCAAAGAUGAGCGACUAAGUGGCAAAGAUGCCAAGUUGGCUGGAAAUGUGAUAGCGGUUACAUCAAUGCGAACAGGCUAUAGACAUUUACAAUUAUUAGACAAUCGUGGUAAAAAAAUUGAUGGCUGUACACUUUUCUUGAAAGUCCAUACGGAAUGACGAAUUGUUAAUUUGCUUUAGGAUUUUUUUAUCUUAAAUUUAUUUCAUAUUUUAACUUUCCUUUUGAAAGAAAUGUUAUAAUCAGAUGUCAGAUUUAUUAAAUUACCAUUAUUGUUGUAUUUAAAAUAUUUCAGAAUCAUAAUCAUGUCUGAAAGUUUUGUUCUACAUGUUACUUCCCAACAAGUUUUUCAUGAAAUAAUUUAAAUUGUUGCCUCUAUUCAUCCUCGUAAAGUAUAUUUAAUCAAAUAUACAAUUCAAUCAAGAAA
Messenger RNA from Tetranychus urticae (two-spotted spider mite), 3175 nucleotides. Its product is annotated as 1-phosphatidylinositol 4,5-bisphosphate phosphodiesterase zeta-1. NCBI's taxonomy places the organism in Eukaryota, Metazoa, Arthropoda, Arachnida, Trombidiformes, Tetranychidae. Gene Ontology annotation, molecular function: calcium ion binding; phosphatidylinositol-4,5-bisphosphate phospholipase C activity. Gene Ontology annotation, cellular component: plasma membrane. Gene Ontology annotation, biological process: lipid metabolic process; intracellular signal transduction. The record is from RefSeq and is a predicted model, not a curated record.